Zophobas morio is the source of this 6582-nucleotide messenger RNA. RefSeq names its product myotubularin-related protein 13 (gene Sbf). NCBI's taxonomy places the organism in Eukaryota, Metazoa, Arthropoda, Insecta, Coleoptera, Tenebrionidae. Bases 288 to 6392 code for a protein of 2034 amino acids. The record is from RefSeq and is a predicted model, not a curated record. Gene Ontology annotation, molecular function: guanyl-nucleotide exchange factor activity. The transcript is spliced from 19 exons. Gene Ontology annotation, cellular component: cytoplasm; membrane.
AUAUAAAAUGGCGUAAAGAUUUGUUUAGAGGAAUAUAACUUGGGUGUGGCAAUAAACACUAAGAAAAAUUAGUAAAUAAACAUCAUAAUAAAUCGUUAUUUAUAAAAAUUCCGUGUUCCGCACCGCCCCCUGGCUGAGCAAUACCCCGGACACACCUCACCUAGGACCUUCAGGUUAUACAACUUACUCAUCGUUAAACUUUGAACUGACUCACGAAAAUGUUAAUUUUCUGCUACAAACGAAUCUUCGAAAGCACAAACUCUUUGCUCAACCCACGAAAUUAAAAAAUGUCACGUCUAGCCGACUAUUUCGUCGUUGUGGGUUAUGAUCAUGAAAAAGAAAGAAGCGGCAUCAGUAGCGGUAUAAUCCUGCAGAGAUUCCCCGAGAAAGACUGGCCAGACACUCCAUUCAUAGAAGGAAUCGAAUGGUUUUGCCAACCGCAAGGAUGGGCCCUCUCCACCGAGCGUCAAGAGCCAAAAUUCUUCGUCUCUGUACUUACCGAUAUCGACGCAAACCGCCACUACUGCGCCUGUUUGUGUUUCAACGAGACCGUCUCCAUCACCCCCAGCAAACCUGUCGAUGAGGAGGAAGACACGGUCGAGGGGGAGGCGCCCCUCGUGCGCCCCAUCCCGGCGAUUUCGCAUCACAGCAUCAUGUAUGCCCCCAAAUGCUUAGUAUUGGUGUCAAGACUGGAUUACAUAGAAACGUUUAGGAAUUGUUUAGGCAUAAUUUAUUCGGUUUACGUGGAGAGCAUGGCCGUGCCUCUGGAGAACCUCGUCGGGAAUAUUCUCGGCUGCAUACAGGUGCCGCCACCUGGAGGACCACAAGUUAGGUUUAGCAUCGGAGCGGGGGACCGGCAGGCGCUGCAGCCCCCUCUGAGUCCGUCGUUACCGGUUACGCACACUUCCGUGAAUCUGUUGUUCCAUCAGUUAGGAAUUCGAAACGUUUUAGUUUUGUUUUGUGCCAUAAUGACAGAACACAAGAUUUUGUUCCAUUCAAAGAGUUACAAUCGGUUGACUGAGGCGUGCCGAGCGCUGACAGCCCUGAUGUACCCCUUUCGGUACUCGCAUGUGUAUAUUCCUCUACUCCCGGCGGCGCUAGUCGAGGUUCUAUCAACUCCGACGCCGUUUAUCAUGGGGGUACACUCGUCACUCAAGUAUGAAGUAGCUGAAUUGAUGGAUGUGAUAAUCGCCGAUCUUGACGGCGGCUCUAUAACAAUCCCAGAUGGCAUCUCAGUUCCCCUGCUCCCGGAGCCCCUCAUCAGCCACACCCAAGAGGCCCUCAGUCUGAUCCUGCAACCCGAAUUGAGUUGUUCCGACCACGCUUUCCCUCCUCUGGCAGUUCGAGCCCCUCAGGCAGUCAUGUUGGACAAAGAAAUACGAGCCGUCUUCAUGCGUACUUUUGCUCAACUGUUACAAGGCUACAGAAGCUGCCUCACCCUCAUUAGAAUACACCCUAAACCAGUGAUAACGUUCCACAAGGCGGCGUUUUUAGGAGAGCGGAAUUUGAAAGAGUGCGAAUUUACCACGAGGGUUUUGGAUUGUAUGUUCUUCACGAGUUUCGUGGCGGAAAGGGGGCCCCCGUGGCGGCCCUGCGACGUCUGGGAUGAGCUUUACAGUAGUUUGGGUGAAUUGCUAAAAGCGGAAAACCAGGACCCAAGGCUAGUACUGGUACACAUACAGGAAUUAGCUCAACAGUUGUAUACUAACGAGAAUCCGAACCCUCAGUCGUACUCGCAGAAGAUUUUAGUGCCCCCGGAAGGGGCGUUCGCGCGUAUACAUCAGCCAAUUUUACCACUAAUCAACGGGGAUCAAGUUCAAGCCAUCAUCGACGAAGGUUUAUCAAAGAACAAUCUCAAAUCGAGUGGGGAUUACGCUUGGUUAGCCUCCUUGCGCCCAAUCCAACCCCGCAUCGUGCCCAUGGGACCACACAUUUCCAACCUCAACGAGAACAAGAACAUCGUCAGCAAUUCGGCGCGACGCCUAGAAGUCCUGCGCAAUUGCAUCAACUGCAUCUUCGAGAACAAAAUCUCGGACGCCCGGAAGACGUUUCCGGCGGUUUUGCGAGCCCUCCAGUCCAAGCAGGCGCGUUUGGCCCUCUGCAACGAGCUCGCUCAGCACGUCAGCGGCACCAAGGCCAUGUUGGAGCACCAACAGUUCGACCUGGUCGUGCGUCUGAUGAACUGCGGCCUGCAGGACGACUCCUCGAUGGACGAGCACGGGGUUGCCGCCGCCCUGUUGCCUCUGUCCACGAUUUUCUGCAGGAAGUUGUGUACAGGGAUCAUUCAAUUCGCGUACACCUGCAUACAAGAGCACGCGGUGUGGCAGAACCAACAAUUUUGGGAGGCGGCGUUUUACCAGGACGUCCAGAAGGACGUGAAGGCGUUGUACACGGCACGGUGCGACGGGGUGAGAGGGGAGUUGUUAGCAAGUCCGACUUCGCCUAGGGACAACAAGGACUACAACUGGACCAAUCGCAGAUCGAUUUUGAACAGGGUGCAGGAGCCGACAGCGCUCGAAAUAGCCGCCGAACAAAUGCGAAUUUGGAAUUCGAUCGACCCUGACAAGCAGAAGGAGUUGAUCACGUGCGAGGAAAACACGAUGUAUAGUCAAGCUAUACAUUAUGCGAAUCGGAUGGUUUAUUUGUUGAUUCCGUUGGAUAUUGCGAGUAAGACGAGCAAACAGGAGCUGUUCGACGAUGAACGAGCGAGCAACAGUAUGGCGAACAGUGUUGCUGAAAGCGACAGCGCUGAUGCCGAAUCCGGGUUUGAGGACCAAGACCCCGGCGAAACCGGCAUGACCGUCAUCCGUUUGGUGUCCCGCUUCAUCGACAAAGUCUGCAACGAAGGCGGAGUAACGCGCGAGCACAUCCGCAACCUCCACCAGAUGAUCCCGGGGGUGGUCCACAUGCACAUCGAAACCCUCGAGGCCGUCCACCGCGAGUCCAAACGUCUGCCUCCGAUCCAGAAGCCCAAAAUCCUCACCCCCAACAUGCUGGCCGGCGAAGAGCUCAUCAUGGAGGGGCUGCGCGUGUACUUGCUCCCCGACGGAAGAGAGGAGAGCAGCCCUGGGUUACUAGGUGGUCCUCCGCUGCUCCCGGCAGAGGGCGCUAUUUUCCUCACCAACUACCGCCUAAUCUUCAAGGGUACACCGUGCGACUCCUUCGCCUGCGAGCAAGUCGUGGUGCGCUCCUUCCCCGUGACGUCCCUCACGAAGGAGAAAAAGGUGGCGGUGCAGUACUUGGCGCACCUAGACCAAUGGCUGCAAGAAGGGUUACAGCUGCGAUCGUGCACUUUCCAGUUGAUGAAGUUGGCGUUCGACGAAGAGGUUACAGCGGAAAAUGUGGAAACGUUGAGGAAGUUUAUCCAUAAGAUAAGGCAUCCGCCAGAUGUGUUCCACCAUUUCGCGUUCACGGGUCAGGUGGUGGUGAGUCAGACUCCGCUUCACAAGGGGAAGGAGAAAAACGCGACGCUACGGGGAUUCGCGAAGAAGACGCUGCUGAAGACGGCGAGGAAAGCCGGGUUUAAGCAGAAGUCGUCGUCGAAGAGGCAGAAGUACGUUCUGCCGAACUCCACGAUCUACAGCAGCAAUAAGUACAUGACGAGUCCGGGGAGGAUGAGUUUGCCCAAUGCGGAUGAGUAUAGUCACGAUGAUGAUCUGUCUAUUGAUGAUUUCGAGACGGGACCGUCGUCGGUGCCGCCGGCGCCGACGGACGCCAAGACGCUGGAGAGGCUGGUGGAGAGGAGCUACGUCAGGGAUUGGCAGAGGUUGGGACUGUGCAAUGAUAAUUCGUCGCCGACGAACGCGAAACCGGCGCCGGAUCAGUUCAGGAUAACCACGGUGAAUUCGAUGUAUAUGAUGUGCAGAAGUUACCCUGCUCUCCUCGUCGUCCCUGCGAUCGUCACCGACGAGAGCAUCCGCCGCUUCUGCCGCUGCUACCGGCAGGGGCGGAUCCCCACCACCACGUGGCGCCACCCCCGCACCAAAGCGCUCCUCCUCCGCGGGGCCGGGCACCACGGCAAGAGCGUGAUGGGUAUGCUGAAAAGCCACCCCACUCCGAACGCCUCCACCGAAACCACCUCCUCCUUCGAGCAGGAACGUUACCUCUCCGCGCUAGUCGCAGCCACGCCCAUCUUCUCGCACCGCCACGGCUCCGCCUGGGGGAUGUCCGACAGCUCUCUAAGCGUCAAUUCGCUCUUUCUGGCCGCCGACGACCCGCUGGCCGGCGCCACCCUGACGCCAGAGGUGGCUCGACGCUCCAAACCGCUCAAGGCCAUGGGAACGCUUGCGGUGUUUCCAAGGUCGUCGGGCGGCAAGGGCCCGAAGAACUUCGGGCGUUGGGGCUCGCUCAAGGACAGGCGACAGAGCUCGCAGGCGUCCUUGGCCAACGUGCAGCAGACAAGGGGCAACAUCAGGCACUCGACGGACGCCGAGAGUGCCAUAUACGGGGUGCACACGCUGCAGAGGGCCGCGCUGUAUGUUCUAGGGGAGAAGGCGCAGAUGAAGGGGGUGAAGAUGGAUUCUGCGCCCAAGACUGAUUUUAUUCCGGUGGAGUACUACGACGUGCGGCACACGAAGGCGGCGUUCAAGAAGUUAAUGAGGGCGUGCAUACCGAGCUCGGCGAGCGACGCGCCGGAGCAGAGCUUCCACAGGUUGAUCGAGAACUCGGAGUGGCUGCAGCAAAUCCAGAACAUCAUGCAGUUGGCGGGCGCCGUCGUCGACCUCCUCGACUUGCAGGGUUCCUCGGUGUCCAUUUGUCUGGAGGACGGGUGGGACACCUCCGCUCAGGUCUCGUCGGUGGCUCAACUUUGCCUGGAUCCUUAUUAUCGCACGCUGGAAGGCUUUCGCGUCCUAGUCGAGAAGGAAUGGAUCGGGUUUGGCCACCGCUUCAGCCACCGCAGCAACCUGAACGCCAACUCGCAAGCGUCGGGCUUCGCCCCCACGUUCCUCCAGUUCCUCGACGUGGUCCACCAGAUCCAGAAGCAGUUCCCGAUGGCGUUCGAGUUCAGCGACUUCUACCUGAGGUUUCUCGCCUACCACUCCGUGUCCUGUCGGUUUCGCACGUUCCUGUUCGACUGCGAGCUCGAGAGGGUGGAGAGCGGGGUGGCCGCCGUGGAGGACAAGAGGGGGUCGCUGACUUCGCACCACAAGAGCGUGGACACGAUCUCCGACGAUGAGAAUAUCUAUCCUGGAGGGAGAGUCGCGGGGACCACUUCGGGGACCAACUUAGGGCAGAGCGUGUUCGACUACGUGGAGAAGCAGCACGCGAGGACGCCGCUGUUCUUCAAUUUUAUGUACACGCCGGAUUUCGAACACCCGGUAUUGCGACCACAGUCUCAUCUUCCGUGUUUAGAAGUGUGGCAGUAUUACAUUGACGAGAAUCUCCACCACGGGCCGGAGUACGACCUUGAGAUUAUACAAUUGGAUACUCAGCAGGAAGAAGAGGCGGAAGCUGCAGACGGCAUCUCGAAUAAGUCGUCGCGAAAAAUAAUUACUUUAGGGUACGACUGUGUGAAUAAAUGUGUCCCGGACGCUUUUAGCCACCUGUUGGAAGAAAUCCACAGGCUGGAGACGGAACUGGGACACUUACCUCAGAAGUGGAAGGUCCUGUGGGAUAAACUGGAGCUUCCGACAACCGAUUCACUCACUAGACACGCGUCGUUUAGUACGGCUCUAGUCCGAUCCCACGGCCGGUUAGUCCAUAAAAGAUCCACCCUAGAGAUUCUAAUGAGAGGGAAAAUGGUGGGGGCCGCCGAAACUUCGUUGGUGUAUUCACACCCCCACCGCUUCGAGAAGUACAACUACACGACGCCCACUUAUUGUGAUUAUUGCACGAGCUUACUAUGGGGACCAGUGAAAACGGGGAUGCGUUGUAUGGACUGCGGGUACAGUUGCCAUGAGAAGUGUAUAGAGGGCGUACCUAAAAACUGCACAAAAUACAAGGCCAUCGCCGAUAGCAGCGCUUCACAGACCAUUUCCGGUACAGGCGGUGAUAACGGAUCGGUCAGUUCCGGGAGCGCUCGGCAAACGUCUAGUCAACAAUACUACGACCAGUUUUCUUCGAAUGUGGCGGAGAAUCGCACUCAUGAAGGGUAUUUGUAUAAACGGGGGGCUCUGCUCAAGGGUUGGAAACAGAGGUGGUUCGUUUUGGACUCGAUUAAGCAUCAGCUGAGGUACUACGACGCGAUGGAAGAUUCGCAUUAUAAGGGAUAUAUAGAUUUGGCGGAAGUGAUUACGGUUUCGUCGGCGACCCCAGCGCCAGGUCCGCCCAAGAAGACCGACGAUAAGGCGUUCUUUGACCUGCGCACUAGUCGCCGGACGUACAACUUCUGCGCCGCCGACGCCGCGUCAGCACAAGAAUGGAUCGAGAAGCUGCAAGCUUGUCUUCAGUAAUACUCUUACCCAAAGUUACUUUAGUCACGAAUCCCUAAAUAGGUUGACAAUAAAUGUUCAUUUUUAGUCAUUUUAUUAUUUAUAUUUUUAUAAAGCAAAUGUUUAUUAUUUAACGCACAAAGGUAUUUUUAGUUGCUGAGAUUUUAUAAGUGUACUUUGUAGGUAAAUACAUUGUGGCUCAAAUAGUUAA